Candidozyma duobushaemuli is the source of this 1149-nucleotide messenger RNA. Its product is annotated as Zn(2+) transporter. The transcript has a single exon. The record is from RefSeq and is a predicted model, not a curated record. Gene Ontology annotation, biological process: zinc ion transmembrane transport; intracellular zinc ion homeostasis. Gene Ontology annotation, cellular component: fungal-type vacuole membrane. Bases 1 to 1149 code for a protein of 382 amino acids. Gene Ontology annotation, molecular function: zinc ion transmembrane transporter activity. Lineage: Eukaryota; Fungi; Ascomycota; Pichiomycetes; Serinales; Metschnikowiaceae.
AUGCAUGGCAAAGAGAUCAGAAUCAUCGCCCUCUUGGUGUUGGACACCAUUUUCCUUUUAUUGGAGGCCGGUGUGGGCUACACCGUUAAAUCUUUGGCCCUUGUGGCUGAUGCGUUCCACAUGCUUAACGAUAUCAUCUCGCUUGCCGUGGCACUUUGGGCUGUCAAGGUGAAAAAGCUGAAGCCAGCCGACGGUUCUUACACUUAUGGCUGGCAGCGUGCUGAGAUCUUGGGUGCUUUGGUCAACGCUGUCUUUCUUUUGGCCUUGUGUUUCACUAUUAUCAUUGAGGCUAUCAACCGUUUCUUCGACCCUCCAGAGAUCUCCUCACCAAAGCUUGUUUUGGCUGUUGGCUGUGCCGGUUUGAUCAGUAACUUUGUUGGUUUGGUCUUGUUCCACGAGCACGGUCACUCCCACGGCGGUGGCGGUCACUCUCAUGGUGGUGGUGGCCACUCCCACUCUCACGUUGAUGACGAGGAAACCGUUGGUGCCGCUGGUGAAGAUACCCCAACUUCGAACCUUUCUGACUUCUUCCCAGACAAUGUGGUUGAGCGUUUCAAUGAGCUGACUCCAUUGGUGAAGAAGGACACCAAGCCUGCGAAGAAGAAGUCUAUGAACAUGGAAGGUGUGUUUUUGCAUGUUUUGGGUGACGCAUUGGGCAAUGUCGGCGUGAUCAUCACUGCCUUGUUCAUCUGGAAGACCGAAUACUCGUGGCGUUUUUACUCGGACCCUGUGGUGUCUCUUGUCAUUACCGCUAUUAUCUUCUCGUCUGCCUUGCCUCUUUGCAGAAAGUCGUGCAAGAUUUUGUUGCAAGCUACUCCACCCAGCUUGGACCCCAACGUGAUUGCUGAGGAGAUUACUCUCUUGCCUACCAUCAAGUCAAUCCACGACUUCCACAUCUGGAACUUGAACGAGGACUUUAUGGUUGCCUCGUUGCACCUUGAGCUCAACGAGCUGCCAGAGACCGGUGUCCAGGACCAGAGGGGCGAAAUCAACAAGAACGCCUUUGUUGAGACUGUCGCCCAGGUGAGACGCCUUUUGCACAAGUACGGCGUUGACUCCGUCACCAUCCAGCCAGAGUUCCCCAAGCAGAUCCAGAGACAGCUGAGCACACUCUACGGUACUACAAAGACCAGCGCCUCGUGCACGUAA